GCAGGGAGGAAAUUCGUUGGAAACCGGGACAGUCCAGUGAUACACCAGGUGAUAAUUAAAUAUACUGACUGGAGACGUACCAACAGCAAUGAAUGAAGAUGGCUUUGUUUGAACUGUACACCCAGUACAACAGAGUGUGGAUCCCAGAUGCAGAGCAAGUUUGGAGAUCAGCUGAGAUCAGGACAGACUUUCACGUUGGGGAUAAUGUGCUUGAACUGGUUCUUGAAGAUGGCACAGAGUACAACCACCCUGUGGACCCAUCUAAACCUCAGCUCCCUCCUCUCCGUAACCCAGACAUUUUGGUUGGGGAGAAUGACCUCACAGCUCUCAGCUACCUGCAUGAACCUGCAGUCCUGCACAAUCUUAAAGUGCGAUUUGUGGAGUCCAGAAUCAUCUAUACCUACUGUGGAAUCAUCCUAGUGGCUGUAAAUCCAUACAAACAGAUUCAUAUCUAUGGAGAUGCAAUCAUUCAUGCCUACUCAGGCCAGAACAUGGGGGACAUGGACCCUCAUAUAUUUGCAGUGGCAGAGGAGGCUUACAAACAGAUGGCCAGAAACCACAAGAACCAGUCGAUCAUUGUCAGUGGGGAGUCUGGAGCCGGAAAAACAGUGUCCGCUCGAUACGCUAUGAGGUACUUUGCUGUUGUAAGCAAAUCUGGGAGUAAAACUCGAGUUGAAGACAAAGUCCUGGCGUCCAAUCCCAUAACAGAGGCAAUUGGGAAUGCAAAGACCACCAGAAAUGACAACAGCAGCCGUUUUGGGAAAUACACAGAGAUCAGCUUUGACAGGAAGUUCCGAAUCAUUGGAGCAAACAUGAGGACGUACCUCUUAGAGAAAUCCAGAGUUGUGUUUCAGGCAGACAAUGAGAGAAACUAUCACAUAUUCUACCAGAUGUGCUCCUGUGCGCAGCUGCCAGAGUUUAAGAGUCUGAGUCUGUUGAGUGCAGAUAAGUUCGUGUACACCUGUAUGGGUGGUGACAUCACUAUUGAAGGUAUUGAUGACAAGAAAGAAAUGGAGGAGACUCGGCGGACCUUCUCACUUCUGGGGCUGAAGGAGGACUUUCAAUCAGCUGUUUUCAAAGUUUUGGCAGCCAUUCUGCACCUGGGAAAUGUGGAAAUCAAGAGCUCCGGUGGCGACAAAUCAUCUGUUCCACUCAACGAUCCACACCUGGCAGUGUUUUGUGAGCUGCUGGGUGUUAGCACAGAGGGGUUGGUGCGAUGGCUGUGCCAUCGGAGGAUCGUGCUGGUGGCUGAGACGGUGGUGAAGCCGUUACCCAUAGAGAAGGCAGUGAAUGCCAGAGAUGCUCUCGCCAAGCAGAUCUAUGCCCAUCUGUUCGACUGUAUUAUCACAAGAAUAAACACUGCACUACAGGUUCCAGGAAAGCAGCAUGCUUUCAUCGGUGUUCUGGACAUCUAUGGCUUUGAAACAUUUGACAUCAACAGUUUUGAACAGUUCUGUAUAAACUAUGCAAAUGAAAAGCUUCAGCAGCAGUUCAAUUUGCAUGUGUUCAAACUGGAGCAAGAGGAGUACAUGAGGGAGGACAUCCCAUGGACGCUGAUAGAUUUCUAUGACAACCAACCCGUCAUUGAUCUGAUUGAAGCAAAGAUGGGGAUCCUGGACUUGCUUGAUGAAGAAUGCUUGUUUCCUAAAGGCACUGAUCAAAGCUGGCUGCAGAAGCUGUUCAACUACCUAGAAGCUAAUCCUCUGUUUGAGAAGCCCAGAUUAUCAAACGAGGCCUUCGUGAUUCAGCACUUUGCAGACAAGGUGGAAUAUCAGUGCAAAGGUUUCCUUGAAAAGAACAGAGACACUCUGUAUGAAGAACUGGUGGAUAUUAUGAGAGCCAGUAAGUUUCCCUUUCUGGCUAACUUUUUCCAAGAGGAGGAGCUUCAUGCUGCGAACAGCAAAGGUAUCAAAGUGAGGCCUGCCAGGCCCGGAGUGAAGGCAGCCAAUAAACAGCUCCGGGCCUCUGUGGGAGAUAAGUUCUGCAGCUCUCUCUCUUUACUGAUGGAAACACUGAACGCAACCACCCCUCACUAUGUGCGCUGCAUUAAGCCCAAUGAUGAAAAGCUUGCAUUUGAAUACGACUCGAGGAGAGUGGUGCAGCAGCUGCGAGCCUGUGGAGUCCUUGAAACUAUUCGUAUCAGUGCACAAAGCUAUCCAUCCAGGUGGACAUACAACGAGUUUUACAGCCGAUACAGUAUCCUGAUGUUGCCUCAGGAGGCCGACCUCAGUGACAAGAAGCAGACCUGCAAGACUGUCCUGCAGAGGCUUAUUCAGGACCCAAACCAGUACAAGUUUGGCCGUACAAAGAUCUUCUUCCGAGCUGGUCAGGUAGCAUAUCUGGAAAAACUACGUCUGGACCGCCUGAGAGGUGCAUGUGUGACCAUCCAGAAACACGUCCGCGGUUGGAGCCAGAGAAGGAAGUACCUGCGCAUGAGAGAGGCGGCUAUUAUCCUCCAACAGUACAUCCGAGGACAGAGGUCAAUCCGCAAAACAGUGAGUGCUACAACACUUAAGCAGGGCUGGGCUGCACUGGUGAUCCAGAGACACUGGAGAGGUUACCGCAUGAGGCAGAUCUACAUGGUGGUCCGCGUGGCAUCCAUUACCAUCCAGGCUUUCACACGAGGAUGGAUGGCCCGCAGACAGUACAAGAAGAUGAUGAAAGAGCAGAAAGCCCUUGUUCUGCAGAAGUACGCCCGAGCAUGGCUGGCACGUCGGCGUUUUCAAACCAUGCGUCGCCUGGUGAUUAAUGUGCAGCUCUCCUACAGGGUGCAGCAGCUCAGAAAGAAAAUAGAAGAGCAGAGCAAGGAGAACCGUGGAUUGGUGGAGAGACUGACAACCUUGGCCACCUUGAACUCACAAAACAUGGACAAGCUUCAGGGUCUGGAGAUACAGUUGGAAAAAUCCAUUCACCUGAAGACAUCUGUGGAGGCAAGGGAGAAGAAAUCGAAAGAAGAAGCUAGUCUGACGAUCAAACAGCUUCAGAAGGACUUGGAUGCACAGAAAGUCGAAAAGCAAAACUUAGAGAAAAAGUUUGAAGCUGCCACCACUGAGGCCAAAGAGAACUUCGAUCAAAUCAAGAGCAGUCUUCUGGAGGAGAAGGAAUAUGAAACAAGGCUUAGAAAGAUUGCAGAGAACAACAUAGAGAUCCAGAAGGAGGACCAUGACAAAGAGAUAGAAAUUCUGAAAGAGGAGAUAAAGAGACUUAAAGAGGAGCGAGUUGGUCUGCAGAGGGAGAUCGAGGAGGCAGGGCAGGUGAACGGAGACCUGCAGGAACAGGUCAUCCAGCUCACUAAACACGUCAAAGCCAUCCCUGAGCUCCGGCGAGACCUCAAUAACCUGCAGAACCAGAGAAAUACCAUGGACCGAAAGAUGAAGCAGCAGUCAGAACAAGCAAGAGUGAAAAUGAAUGAUAUCACAAGACAGCUCCUCGGUGGUGUUGUUGAAGAGGAGGUUCUUUUGGGGCUAAGUCCCGAUGACUCGGAGAAGAUCUGUGACGUUGACAAUAUGCUGGCAGCCUUUGAUGGUCUACAGAAAGCUACCAGGAUUCUUGAAUCCCACCAGAAGGAACAGAAGGAAAAACACGAGACCCAAGUGGAAGGCUUAAAGCUGAAAGUGGAUCACCUUCAAAAUGAAAACAGCAAGUUACAAAAUCUGUUUCAGGAGAAAAGCAAUGUCAAUGAAACGAUUCGCCAAGAGGUUUCCAGACUCAGCAGUGAGAACUCAGUCAUACCAGAGCUGAAGCUGCAGGUUUCAGACCUCCAGAGACAAAAACAAGAACUGGAGGCUCACGUGGAGGAGCAGAGACAAGAACUAGCAGAAAAAACAGAGGAGAUCACAAACGUCCUCCAAAAGAAGAUUGAAGAUGAGAGCUCACAGCGCAGGCACUUUGAAGAGAAAGCUGAUGAGCUGGAAGAACGGAAGAGGGAGCUUCAAGAACGCGUGGAGGAGUUGGAGGAGGAGAGUGAUCACUUGAAGAGACUGCAGAUGAUGGAAAGCGAGGCCAAGAGCAAGCUGAGACAGGAGAUUUCACGGCUCACAGCGGAGAAUAUGGACUUUGAGGAGAUGCUCGACCACAAAGACAGGUUGAUAAAGAAACUACAGACUCAAGUAAAGAGCCUUGAAGCAUCGCAGAAAGCGAAGCAAACGUCUGCACCUGCCAUCCCAAAAGAUUUCCUUGGGAUGUUGGAGUACAAACGAGAGGAUGAAGACAGGCUCAUUAAGAACAUCAUUUUGGAUCUGAAGCCCAAAGGUGUGGCGAUAAAUAUGAUGCCCAGGCUGCCAGCUUACAUCCUCUUCAUGUGCAUUCGACAUGUAGAUUACCUGAAUGAUGAAGCCAAACUCAAGUCUCUGAUGAAUGAAGUCAUCGGGGGUGUCAAAAAAGUCAUCUUGAGUUACCACAAAGACCUGGAAUUGCUGUCAUUCUGGCUCUCAAACACAUAUCAACUUCUCAACUGUCUGAAGCAGUACAGCGGGGAGGAGGAAUACAUGAAGCAGAGCACUCCUCGUCAGAAAAAGAACUGCCUGCAGAAUUUUGAUUUGUCAGAGCACAGGCAGAUCCUCAGUGACCUGGCCAUCCACAUCUACCAUCAGCUUAUAUCAGUCAUGGAAAAAAGCCUUAAUCCUGCCAUUGUACCGGGUAUGUUGGAGCACGAGAGCCUGCAGGGGAUUUCCAGCAUGAAGCCGACGGGCUUCAGGAAGCGUUCAAACAGCUUCUAUGAAGACUCAGAUACCUACACCAUCUCCUCCAUCAUCCAGCAGCUCAGCACCUUCCUUUUCAUGAUGAGCCAGCACGACAUGGAGCAGGGCCUAGUCAGACAGAUCGUCAAGCAGCUCUUCUUUCUGGUUGGUGCCACCACCCUGAACAACAUGAUGCUCCGCAAGGACAUGUGUUCAUGCAGGAAGGGGAUGCAGAUCAGGUGUAAUAUCAGUUACUUGGAGGAGUGGCUGAAGGAGAAGGAACUGCAAAGUUCAAACGCAAUAGACACUUUGAGGCCACUGUCUCAGGCCGCUUGGCUGCUGCAGGUCAAUAAGUCCACUGAUGACGACGCCAAAGAGAUCGCUGACAAAUGCACUGAACUUAACACUGUUCAGAUUGUCAAGAUUUUAAACUCCUACACACCCAUCGAUGAUUUUGAGAAGAGGGUAUCAUCUUCCUUUGUUCGUAAAGUUCAGUCGUAUCUACACCAUCGUGAAAGCUCGUCACAACUGAUGCUGGACUCUGACUAUCGCUUCCAGGUCACAUUUCCUUUCUGCCUGUCGUCACAGGCUUUGGAGCUACUGCAGGUCCCCAACAGCCUCCAUCUAGAGUUCCUCACCAGGAUCUGAACCAGCCUUUAAACAUUUCACUACUCAUGACUGAAUCACAGCGAACACGCCUGUGGCUGUACUUCAUUGUACAUAUAAAUAUGUAAACACUUUUAACACAGUACUAAUAUAAUAAAAAUUGUAGAUUUUA
Molecule: messenger RNA, 5457 nt
Organism: Cheilinus undulatus (humphead wrasse)
Lineage: Eukaryota; Metazoa; Chordata; Actinopteri; Labriformes; Labridae
Gene: myo5c
Product: myosin VC
Exons: 40
Coding region: 93-5327 (1744 amino acids)
Biological process (GO): actin filament organization; vesicle transport along actin filament
Cellular component (GO): vesicle; cytoplasm; actin cytoskeleton
Molecular function (GO): ATP binding; microfilament motor activity; actin filament binding
Source: RefSeq, a predicted model, not a curated record